AUGUUCUUGAAUUGUUCCUUUCUCUUUGUACAGGGGCCUUGCUUCUCUUUUCUUUUUCGUUCUUUUUCUGAAGUUGAUGCAUUUUUCAGCAUAACCUCUUCACUUGACAUACCUCUCCUUCUGCUAAAUACCAAUGACGAUCAUAGUGCCAGUUUCUUUUCUUCAGGUCCCCUCCCAUUCAUGUUGCCAGAGAGAAUGACUGGAAUGGUUACAAGUGAAGAGGGACAAUUCUCCUCCCUCUCUCCUCCCUCUCUCCUCCUCCCUCUCUCCUCCCUCUCCUCCCCUCCCCUCCCCCCUCCCCCCCCCCCCUCCCUCCCCUCCUCUCUCUCCCUCCUCCCUUCUCUCUCCUCUCCUCCUUCUCUCUCCUCUCCUCCCUCUCUCUCCUCUCCUCCCUUCUCUCCUCUCCUCCCUUCUCUCCUCUCCUCCCUUCUCUCUCCUCUCCUCCCUUCUCUCUCCUCUCCUCCCUUCUCUCUCCUCUCCUCCCUUCUCUCUCCCCUCUUGUUUUUAUAUGGUUUCUUUCUGUAG
Molecule: messenger RNA, 525 nt
Organism: Acanthosepion pharaonis
Lineage: Eukaryota; Metazoa; Mollusca; Cephalopoda; Sepiida; Sepiidae
Source: the annotation of a GenBank genome assembly